AUGCAUGUACGCGGUAGCUGGUGGUUUUUGCAUCGUCUGGCACAUACGCAAGUGGAGUACACGGGCAAGAAGAGCAGGUCGGCGGGGAGGAAGACGACGGUGGUGACGGACGCGGAGGCCUUGUGGGCCAUGCUCUACGCUGACGACGCGGCCAUCGUCUCGCGCUCGCCGGAGAGUCUCGAGAAGAUGAUGUCGGUCAUCGUGCGCGUGGCCGGCCUGUUCGGACUGAUGGUGUCGGAGCCAAAGACAGAGAUCAUGUGCAUGCUGCCAAAAGGGAUCGAGGAACACCCGUUCACGGUCAGCGCCGCCGGCCAGACGUACAAGCAGACAGAUCGGUUUGUGUACCUCGGACGUACCAUCUCCGCGGACGGGAAGGCCGACCGGGAGAUCACGAGCCGCAGCUGCCGAGCGUGGAAGUGCUACCGCCGGAACAGUGCUUCGAUGUACGACAGGCGACGGGCCGACCGCCAGCUCAAGAUCCGGCU
This is a messenger RNA of Ectocarpus sp. CCAP 1310/34, 485 nucleotides long. The record is from the annotation of a GenBank genome assembly. Lineage: Eukaryota; Phaeophyceae; Ectocarpales; Ectocarpaceae.